This is a messenger RNA of Abrus precatorius (Indian licorice), 1642 nucleotides long. Its product is annotated as E3 ubiquitin-protein ligase RGLG3-like. The coding region runs from base 131 to 1444 and encodes 437 amino acids. NCBI's taxonomy places the organism in Eukaryota, Viridiplantae, Streptophyta, Magnoliopsida, Fabales, Fabaceae. The transcript has 12 exons. The record is from RefSeq and is a predicted model, not a curated record.
ACAUUAAUAUUAAUAAUACACUAAUAAAACAAAAAGACCAUAACCUUUCUCUUCUCUCAAACAUCAAACCCAAAAACUCUGCAACAAAGCUUCGCACUGCACCCAAAGCAAGUCAACAAGGCCUAUAAAUAUGGGAAAUACGGAGUCAACUUAUGAAUCUCAAGAUAAUUUUUACCAACAACCCCCUUCUUAUGCUGGGAGUUCAGUGAAUAAUAGAUAUGAUCAACCUUCUCCUUAUGUUGGGAAUUUGGAGGAUACUACCAAUCAUCAAACCCCUUCUUACGGCAGGAGUUCAUCAAACACUAGCUAUCACCAACCCUCUACCUAUGCUGGGAGUUCAGCAAAUAAUCGCUAUCAACAUAAGCGGCAACCCACAUAUAUAGCUGACCAUUUCAGUUCAUUGGAUCAGGUUGUUUCUGCACUGAGAGAAGCUGGUUUGGAAUCUUCAAAUUUAAUACUUGGUAUUGACUUCACCAAAAGCAAUGAGUGGACAGGCAAGCACUCAUUCCGGCGAAAAAGCCUUCAUCAUAUUGGAAACACUCCUAAUCCAUAUGAGCAAGCAAUCUCUAUCAUUGGCCAUACUCUGUCCUCCUUUGAUGAAGAUAAUCUAAUACCAUGUUUUGGAUUUGGUGAUGCUUCUACACAUGAUCAGAAUGUAUUCAGUUUUUAUCGUGAUGAUAGAUUUUGUCAUGGUUUUGAGGAAGUACUUGCACGCUACAGAGAGAUUGUUCCAUACUUAAAACUGUCAGGUCCAACAUCAUUUGCCCCUGUAAUUGAUGCAGCAAUUGACAUGGUGGAAAGGAACAAUGACCAAUAUCAUGUUCUUGUCAUCAUUGCUGAUGGACAGGUUACCAGAAAUCCGGAUACACCACAUGGAAAGCUUAGUCCCCAAGAACAAGCAACCAUUAGUUCGAUCAUUGCUGCAAGUCACUAUCCUCUCUCAAUUAUUUUGGUUGGAGUUGGUGAUGGACCAUGGGAUGAGAUGCAGCACUUUGAUGAUAACAUUUCUGAGCGCUUAUUUGACAACUUUCAGUUUGUAAACUUCACAAAGCUCAUGUCCGAGAACACAGAAGCAUCAAAGAAGGAAGCAGCAUUUGCACUAGCCGCCCUUAUGGAAAUUCCAUUUCAGUACCAGGCCGCCCAAAAUAUACAACUUAGCGAUAGAGAAUCAGUUCGUCAUCAACGUAAAAGGCCUCUUCCUCCACCAAAAGAAGUAAUAGAUCAUGAUAAUGCCCUCAUGGCAAUUCCGCGCAUGACAAAUUUCGAAUCAGUUGAAUCAAUGGCUCCAGCAGGUCCGGAACCGGUUUGCCCCGUUUGCCUAACCAAUCCGAAGGACAUGGCUUUUGGAUGCGGUCAUACUACUUGCAAGGAGUGUGGCUCGACAUUAUCUUCAUGCCCUAUGUGCCGGCAGCAAAUUACAACUCGCCUGAGAUUAUACACUUGAGUGUUUAUUCAAUAAGUACUGCCGCCAUUGAUCAUGGAUAAAUAGUGUUAACCAUUAUACCAUUUCCUACCAUUUUAACUUAAGGAUGAGAUGUAUAGAGAUGUGUAUAAAAUUGUUCUUAAAACAAAUUGCUCAUUAACUAAGAAAAAAAAUUGCUGAAAGUUAAUUUCACAGAAUUUGAAAUCUUUCAAUUUACAU